Molecule: messenger RNA, 1142 nt
Organism: Sander lucioperca (pikeperch)
Lineage: Eukaryota; Metazoa; Chordata; Actinopteri; Perciformes; Percidae
Exons: 2
Coding region: 68-1063 (331 amino acids)
Molecular function (GO): nucleic acid binding
Source: RefSeq, a predicted model, not a curated record
UUUAUAAGUGUGCAUAAACUGGCCCCUGCAAUAAGCAAGCUGUGGAUCACCACAGACGGCAGCAGAGAUGACACACAUCAACAGGGCGAGGUCCCAACAGAUUCGUCUCAUGCGGGCAAGUGGAAAAUCAGCACACGAGAUCCAGCAACAUUUUACAAGCCUGGGCAUCAACGUGUCGCUGAGGACUGUGAGAUAUCACUUCAAGGAGAGACAACCGCGCCGCUCAUGUCCGAGAAAACUGCACCAUAAUAUACUGACUGCCAUUGACGAAGUGACAAAGAGAGGCAUUAAGAUGAAGGCCCAAGCUUUACAGCAGAAAAUUGAAGCAGAUUUUGGUGUUCAACUUAGCCUGACCAGUGUUCGCCGUGCCCGCAGGAAUCUUGGGUGGAAAUAUGGAAAGAACAGCUUCUGCCCGAUUACAAAAGACCUCAACAAAGAGGCGAGGCUCAGACAAGCUGUUCAGUGGCUCGAGUCUGGGGAGACGUGGCAUGACGUGCUGUUUACGGACACAACAACAGUAACUCUGGAGCGCCACACCCAGCUUUGUUCCUACAUGAAAGGCCAACCUGUUGCCAGGGUUAGGGUUAAACCAAAGCCCAAAAAACCCUUUAAGAUCCAUGUCUGGGGAAUGAUUUCACGACAGGGUGCAGGUCCUAUGGUCAUCUUUGAAGGAAGCAUGGACAGACAUUAUUUUGAGAACGCCAUCAUCAAAGGAGUCGCAGCACCAUACGUCAGAGGGCAUUUUGGGUCCGAUCAUCGCUUCUUCCAGGACAAUGAUCCAAAGCACACAGCUGCUGCAGCUUGCAUUGCAUCUGAGGGAAUAAACUGGGUGAGGACUCCGCCAGAGUCACCAGAUUUGAACCCCAUCAAGCUUGUUUGGCACUCAAUGAAAGACUUCAUCCGAAAUGAGGUUAAGCCUCGCACAAGACAGGAGCUUGUCCGGGCCAUCGAGGUCUUUUGGGACACAAAACUGACCCAAGAGUUCUGUAACAAAGUUAUUACAGGCUUGUCAGAAGUACAGAGACUGAUUGUAAAGAACAAAGGAGGGCCUAGUGGAAAGUGAGUAAAACAACGAUCAACACAAAUUGUCAUUUUUAUGUCAUCUCGUUUCGUAUUUUGCUUGCAAAAUAAACACUACUUUU